CUUGAGGCAGGAGGAGGAGAGGGAGGAGGAGGAAGGAGAGGAGGAGAGGCAGGGGGGUGACUGAGCUCCUCUUGCACUCUCACACACAAACGCUGCCCAGGAUUGCCCGCCCGCUCACGCCGCGCUGCGCGCUUUUCCGCUGCUCGCGGCCCCCCCCACAUUGUUCUCUCAGGAACUCCUGGGUCCCCAGGGCUGACGCUGGGCCUGAGCCGGGGAGCGAAGAGACUUGGCUUUGGCCGAAGGGUCGGAGGUUUGGGGCCAGGCCCCCCGCCUGAGCCCCCCUCCCCCCACGGCACUUUUGGGGGGUGUGGAUUAUCUCAUCCCCGCAGGGAGGUGUGAGAGGGCGCCUGCUGCCCGCUUCCCUGCCGCCUCCCCGGCGGCGCCGGCCCGCGGCAGCCCCGCAGUAUGAGGUGGUGCUGGCGGCUCCGGGCCGUGGCGCGGCCGCUGCGGCGGUGGCUGCUCGGGGGGCGCUGAGGGAGCCCCCCGGAGCGGCGCGGCGGACGCACUUCUCCCCGGCGCCCCGGGCCUCGAGGCUUCCUUUCUCCAGCCGAAAGGACGCGGCUGUGCUACGAAGACCUUGUAUGCACAGUAAUGACCUCACGUUUCCGAUUGCCUGCUGGCAGAACCUACAAUGUACGAGCAUCAGAACUGGCCCGAGACAGACAGCAUACUGAGGUGGUUUGCAACAUCCUUCUUCUGGAUAACACUGUACAAGCUUUCAAAGUUAAUAAACAUGAUCAGGGGCAAGUUCUAUUGGAUAUAGUCUACAAGCAUCUUGAUUUGACUGAGCGAGACUAUUUUGGCUUACAGUUGGCUGAUGAUUCCACAGAUAAUCCGAGGUGGCUGGAUCCAAACAAACCAAUAAGGAAGCAGCUAAAGAGAGGAUCUCCUUACAGUUUGAACUUCAGAGUCAAAUUUUUUGUAAGUGACCCCAACAAGUUACAAGAAGAAUAUACAAGGUACCAGUAUUUUUUGCAAAUUAAACAAGACAUUCUGACUGGAAGAUUGCCCUGUCCUUAUAGUACUGCUGCCCUUUUAGCUUCAUUUGCUGUCCAGUCUGAACUUGGAGACUACAAUCAGUUGGAGAACUUGCCAGGCUACCUCUCAGAUUAUUCUUUCAUUCCUAAUCAACCUCAAGAUUUUGAAAAAGAAAUUGCAAAAUUACAUCAGCAACACAUAGGCUUAUCUCCUGCAGAAGCAGAAUUUAAUUACCUAAACACAGCACGUACCUUAGAACUCUAUGGAGUUGAAUUCCACUAUGCAAGGGAUCAAAGUAACAAUGAAAUUAUGAUUGGAGUGAUGUCAGGAGGAAUUCUCAUUUAUAAGAAUAGAGUACGAAUGAAUACCUUUCCAUGGUUGAAGAUAGUAAAAAUAUCUUUUAAGUGCAAACAGUUUUUUAUUCAACUUAGAAAAGAAUUGCAUGAAUCUAGAGAAACAUUAUUGGGAUUUAAUAUGGUGAAUUACAGAGCAUGUAAAAAUUUGUGGAAAGCAUGUGUAGAACAUCACACAUUCUUCCGUUUGGACAGACCACUUCCACCUCAAAAGAAUUUUUUUGCACAUUAUUUUACAUUAGGUUCAAAAUACCGGUACUGUGGGAGAACUGAAGUCCAGUCAGUUCAGUAUGGCAAAGAAAAGGCAAAUAAAGACAGGGUAUUUGCAAGGUCCCCAAGUAAGCCCUUGGUAAGGAAAUUAAUGGAUUGGGAAAUAGUAAGCAGAAAUUCAGCAUCUGAUGACAGGUUAGAAACACAAAGCCUCCCAUCACGGUCUCCACCUGGAACUCCUAAUCAUCGAAAUUCUGCAUUCACACAAGAGGGAACCCGGUUACGACCAUCGUCAGUUGGUCAUUUGGUAGACCAUGUGGUUCACACUUCCCCAAGUGAAGUAUUUGUGAAUCAGAGAUCUCCAUCAUCAACACAAGCUAAUAGCAUCAUUCUGGAAUCAUCACCGGAGACCCCUGGAGAUGGACAACCUCCAGCUUUACCACCCAAACAGUCUAAGAAAAACAGUUGGACUCAAAUUCAUUCUUCACAUUCUCAGCAAGAUCUGGAAAACCAUAUUAGUGAAACAUUUGAUGUUCCAUCUUCCCCUGAAAAACCUACUCCUAAUGGUGGUAUACCACAUGAUAAUCUUGUUCUAAUCAGAAUGAAACCGGAUGAAAAUGGAAGGUUUGGAUUCAAUGUAAAGGGAGGAUAUGAUCAGAAGAUGCCUGUAAUCGUAUCCCGAGUAGCACCAGGAACACCUGCUGAUCUCUGUGUCCCUCGAUUGAAUGAAGGGGACCAAGUUGUACUGAUCAAUGGUCGGGACAUUGCAGAACAUACCCAUGAUCAGGUUGUCCUGUUUAUUAAAGCUAGCUGUGAGAGACAUUCUGGGGAACUUGUGCUUCUAGUUCGACCUAAUGCUGUGUAUGAUGUAGUGGAAGAAAAGCUGGAAAAUGAACCAGACUUCCAGUACAUUCCUGAGAAAGCCCCACUAGAUAAUGUUCAUCAGGAUGACCAUUCCCUGCGGGAAUCAAUGAUCCAGCUAGCUGAGGGGCUUAUCACUGGAACAGUCCUGACACAAUUUGAUCAACUAUAUCGGAAAAAACCUGGAAUGACAAUGUCUUGUGCCAAAUUACCUCAGAACAUUUCCAAAAAUAGAUACAGAGAUAUUUCGCCUUAUGAUGCUACACGGGUCAUUUUAAAAGGUAAUGAAGACUACAUCAAUGCAAACUAUAUAAAUAUGGAAAUUCCUUCUUCCAGCAUUAUAAAUCAGUACAUUGCUUGUCAAGGGCCAUUACCACACACUUGUACAGAUUUUUGGCAGAUGACUUGGGAACAAGGCUCCUCCAUGGUUGUAAUGUUGACCACACAAGUUGAACGUGGCAGAGUUAAAUGUCACCAGUAUUGGCCAGAACCCACAGGAAGUUCAUCCUAUGGAUGCUAUCAAGUCACCUGUCACUCAGAAGAAGGAAACACUGCCUAUAUCUUCAGAAAGAUGACGCUAUUUAACCAAGAGAAAAAUGAGAGUCGCCAAGUCACUCAGAUCCAGUACAUAGCUUGGCCUGACCAUGGAGUCCCUGAUGAUUCAAGUGACUUUCUGGAUUUUGUUUGUCAUGUACGAAAUAAGAGAGCUGGCAAGGAGGAACCUAUUGUUGUUCAUUGCAGUGCUGGAAUUGGAAGAACUGGAGUUCUUAUUACUAUGGAAACAGCCAUGUGUCUCAUUGAAUGCAAUCAACCAGUUUAUCCACUAGACAUUGUGAGAACAAUGAGAGAUCAGCGAGCCAUGAUGAUCCAAACACCUAGUCAAUACAGAUUUGUGUGUGAAGCUAUUCUGAAAGUUUAUGAAGAAGGCUUUGUUAAACCCUUAACAACAUCAUCAAAUAAAUAAGAAAGGAAAAGGUCUGAGAUAUACAUUGGAAAACUGCUUUCCAUUAUAUUCACUGUGCCAUAAUACUGCUCGCAGGAAAUGGCAUCUAACAAAAAAAUGAAGAACUCAAAAAAACUUUGAAAACUUCAGCACUGUUGCACUUUAUGUUUAAAAAAAAAAAAUAUCACUCUUUCAAAA
Cynocephalus volans (Philippine flying lemur) is the source of this 3543-nucleotide messenger RNA. It is a transcript of the gene PTPN4, whose product is annotated as protein tyrosine phosphatase non-receptor type 4. The coding region runs from base 592 to 3366 and encodes 924 amino acids. Gene Ontology annotation, cellular component: cytoplasmic side of plasma membrane; cytoplasm; cytoskeleton. Gene Ontology annotation, molecular function: cytoskeletal protein binding; protein tyrosine phosphatase activity. The record is from RefSeq and is a predicted model, not a curated record. NCBI's taxonomy places the organism in Eukaryota, Metazoa, Chordata, Mammalia, Dermoptera, Cynocephalidae. The transcript is spliced from 27 exons. Gene Ontology annotation, biological process: protein dephosphorylation.